Messenger RNA from Monoraphidium neglectum, 1188 nucleotides. RefSeq lists its product as hypothetical. Lineage: Eukaryota; Viridiplantae; Chlorophyta; Chlorophyceae; Sphaeropleales; Selenastraceae. Gene Ontology annotation, biological process: translation. Bases 1 to 1188 code for a protein of 395 amino acids. Gene Ontology annotation, cellular component: ribosome. The transcript has a single exon. Gene Ontology annotation, molecular function: structural constituent of ribosome. The record is from RefSeq and is a predicted model, not a curated record.
AUGUUACUCCCGGCGCUGCUGCAGCAGCUGCGCCGAGAAUUGCGGCUUGCGCCGAUAGCAGCAGCAACGGCGGCUGCACAGCAGACAGCAGCAUGGGUGCCUUGGCACCGGCAGCUGGCCACGUCCGCAGCAGCACUCCAGGCCGCAACCAACGCAGCCGCUGCUGCCUCUGCAGCAGCGCGCGCGCCCCCCGCGGCGUCGAACGCGGCGGGCAUCGCGUACCCCAAUCUGCAGCCGUGGUCGCCGCCCGCGCCCGACCACCUGCAGUCGCGGCGCCGCGGCUACCGCCCGCCCCGCACCGACCUCGGCCGCCGGACGCGCGGGAUGCUGCUUGCGCGCUACCCUUUCAGCAUCGACUACUUCUCGCCGAAGCCUGUGUUCUUGCACAGCCUCGACGGGCGGGUGCUGGCGCAGCGAGAGCUCCCCGGGGACAUCUUCAACGUGCCAGUUCGGCUGGACAUUCUGCACAGGGUGGUGCGGUGGCAGCGCGCCAAGGCGCAGCAGGGCACCCACAAGGCGAAGGACCGCUCAGAGGUGCGCGGCGGCGGCCGCAAGCCGUGGCGGCAGAAGGGCACGGGCCGCGCGCGGCAGGGCAGCAUCCGCGCACCGCAGUGGAGGGGCGGCGGCGCCGUGCACGGGCCGGUCCCGCGGUCGCACGCGCACAAGCUGCCGAAGAAGGUCCGGCGGCUCGGCCUCAAGUGCGCGCUCAGUGCCAAGGCGCAUGAGGGGCGGCUGCUGCUGCUCGACAGCCUACGGCCCACUGAGCCAAAGACCAAGGAGCUCGCCGCCAAGCUGGCGCGCCUGAUGGCGGGCCGCCCGCGCCGCAGCGCGCUGCUCGUCGACGCGGCCAAGGACGGCGCAGACGGCGGCGCGGUGCUGCGGCGCGCGGGACGCAACCUGGAGGGCGUGGACAUUGUGCCGGCCUGCGGGGCCAAUGUGUACGGCAUCCUGCGGCGCGACGUGCUGAUCUUGACGCAGGGCGCCGCCGACGCGCUCGCCGCGCGGCUGCGCGCGCCGAUCAACCGGCUCGGCGCGGCGGGUCGCGCGCACGAGGCGCGCGUGCGGGCGGCGGCGGAGGAGCGGCGGCGGCUGGGGCUUGCGGCGGAGGGGGAAGAGCUGGGAGAGCAGCAGGAGCAGCAGCAGGAGCAGGAGCAGCAGCAGCAGCAGCAGCAGCAGCAGCAGCCAUGA